Messenger RNA from Aspergillus heteromorphus CBS 117.55, 846 nucleotides. Its product is annotated as SDR family oxidoreductase. The transcript has 3 exons. Gene Ontology annotation, biological process: triglyceride catabolic process; phosphatidic acid biosynthetic process. Gene Ontology annotation, molecular function: acylglycerone-phosphate reductase (NADP+) activity; triacylglycerol lipase activity. NCBI's taxonomy places the organism in Eukaryota, Fungi, Ascomycota, Eurotiomycetes, Eurotiales, Aspergillaceae. The record is from RefSeq and is a predicted model, not a curated record. Gene Ontology annotation, cellular component: endoplasmic reticulum; lipid droplet. The coding region runs from base 1 to 846 and encodes 281 amino acids.
AUGACCACACAAGAAAGGAUCUCCCUCCCAACAGCCCUAAUCACCGGCUGCAGCGCCGGCGGGAUCGGCUCCGCCCUCGCCGAAGCCUUGCACGAGCGCGGGGUCCACGUGUUCGCCACAGCGCGUUCACGCGAGAAGAUGUCCCACCUGGAGAAAUACCCCAACAUGACCUUCCUGGAGCUGGACGUAACAUCGUCCUCGGACAUCUCUGCGGCCGUAGAAGCCGUGAAGGCCCAGACGGGCGGGACACUCAACUACCUCGUCAACAACUCCGGAGUGCCGCUGGUAUUUCCCGCGUUGGAGACAGAUCUCGAUAAAGCGAAGGAGCUCUAUGACGUCAAUUUCUGGGGGGUGGUGGCGAUGACGCAUUCGUUUGCACCGUUGUUGAUUUCCGCGAAGGGGACGGUCGCGAAUAUCUCCUCGAUGGGAGGUGUUCUCUCGUUUCCGUGGUGUGGGUUCUAUGCCUCCUCCAAAGCCGCCGUUAGGGCAUAUGGCGAGGCCGUGCGGCUGGAAUUAGCCCCGUUCGGGGUCAGAGUCGUCACUGUUAUGAGUGGCCUCAUCGGGACGAAUAUCUUCACUCGGUCGCCGGAGAUUGAUCUGUCGGGAUCGAUAUAUGAAGGCGCGACCAAGGGGGUCAGCGAUAUGGCCACCGGGGCUGUUAUCAAGGACGUUACCCCUGCGUCUGUCUACGCGGGGCGUGUGGCAGAUGACUUGGUGGGGGGAGCUAAUGGGGUUAUCUGGAGGGGGAAGAUGUCUUCGAUGGCGUGGUUUCUUUCGACUUUUCUGCCCGCGUGGGUUUUGGAUAAGAUGCUUGUUUCGGGAGCAGGCCUGGAGCAGUUGGGUUGA